UUUCAAAUAUGGCGGCGAAUUUAAGUCCUUGACAUUUUUCAUUCGGGAAUCUUAUCUCCCGAAGUGUCUUGUUCACCAUGGAGGAAGAAACACCAAGCCUGGAUCAAAUAGUUAGUCAUACUGAACAGGCUUUGUACACCCUGUACAGUGAUCCAAACCUCGUGAACAAGGAGUCAGCUCACAAAUGGCUUUUGGAAAUACAGAAGUUACCACAAGCUUGGCAAGUAUGCUGGAAAUUGAUGCAAAAUGAUAAGGCCCCAGAAGUCCAAUUUUUUGGAGCAUCUUUACUACACUACAAAAUAACCAAAUAUUGGUCUGAGCUCCCGGAAAAUCAAUAUGAACAAUUAAAGUCAGAAGUAAUUCGUUAUGUUAUCACAUUUUGUAAUGGAACCAGGAUUGUACUAACAAGAUUAUGCAUUGCGCUAGCUGCAUUUGCCAUACAGACAAUGCCUAGACAUUGGUCGAAUGUUGUAAAGGAUCUUGUCAAAAUAUUUGAAGAAGCCAGCAAUGCGCAGUGUACUGAUUUAAGACCCAUUCUUCUCGAAGUUUUGACCGUUUUACCUGAAGAGUUUCGUUCAUCAGACUUCAUGAAUGUUCGUCGUGCAGAAUUACGUCACGAGCUUCAGUCAUCCGUUCCUGUUGUGGUAGAAGUUCUUGCGAGUGCUUUGAUGUCAGAAACCUCCGUCAAACUACAGGCGUUAAGGUGUUUGAUAAGCUGGGUGCAAUUUGGUGUGUCGUUGUCUGAUGUUGAUAUCCUGGAACCGAGUCUUAUGUUAUGUCUUAAAGAUGAAGAGCUGUUCGACACUGCUGUCGAUGCUUUGAUCGAAAUAAGCACAUGUCCUGAUAGUUACAGGGAACCAACAUAUGUUAGAAAAUAUAUAAAACGAGCUGUCGAAUUGGGAGACACACUCAAAACUGCAUUUCUGUCCAAUGAUGGGGACAAAGCUGUUGGGUUGUGCAGAUUUCUUGUUGCCCUCGGUGAAACGCAUUCAAAGAUAUUAUUGAGCAGCAGUAAGCCAGAGGAACAACAAAUCUCGGCGACUUUUAUCAGCCUGAUAUUAGAUUGUACAAACUGUCCUGGAUAUUACCCUACUGAUGAACUAUGUAGUGAAAUGACGUUUACAUUUUGGUGUUCGUUCCAGGAUGAAAUCGAGUACGCUGAACCAGAUGUUCUGCCUCAAAAAAAACAGGACUAUGGAUCACUUUAUAUCGGUUUGACACAAGUAUUACUAAAGAAGGCACAAUAUCCUCCCGAUUCUGAAUGGUCGGGUUAUAAUGCAGAGGAAAGAGAGCAGUUUCGCUGCUACCGACAAGACGUGGCUGACACUAUGAUGCACACUUAUCGUUUACUUCGUGAGCAAUGUCUUAACAUUCUUCAUGGACAACUAUCCGAGGCGUUAUCUAGUUCUCAAACUUCGUGGCAGGUCGUCGAAUCAAUUCUGUACUUGAUCCAAUCCGUGUCAGGUUAUGUGGAGGCCACGGAAGAUACAUAUCUACCGGCAAUUUUAGCCAUGUUUCCAAAAAUACCAUCUCAUCAUUUGGUCUCACAGACUGCUCUGUUGAUGAUUGGUUCAUAUUGUGAUUGGUUGAAAUGCCACCCUAUGUUGCUGAAGUCGGUUAUCCCUGUGCUAUUGGACAGUAUAUCUGAUGUUACACUAACAUCCGCUGCCACACAAGCAUUGCGGGAUAUUUGUCAGGAGUGUUCACGUGACCUCGACCGGGAGAGUCUUAUCGCAAUAGUCAAUAAAUGUCAGAUUGCGUUGAAUGAGUCCACGUUAAAGGAUCGAGAAAUAAUCCGUUGCAUGGAAUGCCUUGGCCAUGUUCUUGCCGUCCAACCAGUUGCGGAUAUUAUGAACUCUUUGGAAACAGUUGUUGCUCCACAUAUCAUAUUUCUCACUGAGUUGGCAGGAAUACAGCCAUCAACGUCAAUCAAACAGAAAGUUUACAUUGAAAUCCAGCUAUUCGCGAUACUGUUUAAGUGUUUAGACCCUGAAGAUCUUGGAGAUAAACAGCAUCCGGUUUAUUUGGUGUUGGAGAAAGUAUUCUCGCCGCUAGCCACACUCGGGAAAAUGUGGAUUGAUGAUAUGGAGGUCCCUCAGAUCGUGUGUCUAUGUCUUGAACGUGCAAUUGGUUCUGUUAGAGAAAAUAUGGGUGGCCUGGUAUCGAGUAUUGUGGAGUUAUUGGUUGACCUUCAUGCGAAAAAACCGCGAAGCUGUGUUCUUGAUACAGCAGUUAUAGUUCUUGGGAUGUAUUCAAAAGAAAGUCAACACCAGAAGGUUAUGCUCAUUUUUUACGAGAAAAUGACAUUAUCGACAUUAGAGUUGUUGGAGAAAGAUUUCGCUAACAAUCCCGAUGUCAUACAAUCGUUUAUGCACUUUCUCACUCGGGCAAUACGCAGUAAUCCUUAUAUAAUGUUUGGGACAAACAACUUACAUAACAGCUGUUUUCAAUGUGGUUUGACGGCGCUUACAAGACCUGAGAAUCAUACUGUAAAGGCCUGUUGUGGGUUUUUUGUCGCCUUUAUAAGAUGUUAUGAGAGUCAAGAGAAGGCCAGAGAGACCUUAGCACAUUCUGGACAACAUCUUGUAAACCAAAUACUACAGGGGGUAGGUGGGCGCGUACCUCGGUACCAUAUGGACAGUCUAGCUGAAAUUCUUAUGGCGUUGAAUGCCAAUUGUGUGGCAUUAUUAUCCACGUGGCUGCAGGACUUACUUCGCAUUGAAGAUUAUCCCUCAAAGUUAGUAACAUUAAAACAAAAGCAGCAGUUCACAAGUUCUGUAUUAAGGGAACGGGUACAUAAAAGAAGGUUAAAGGAAGUGGUGAAAGAAUUCUCUCUUAUGUGUCGUGGUUUGCAUGGAACAGCUUACGCCGCCGCCACGUAUUGAAAAUAAUUCGUAAGGUAUUAUUUUGACGUACUCAUCAACGGCUAUUUUUCACCAUAAUGCAAUUGAAAACUCGGCAGACUUCAAAGCGUCUAUUAAGAGGUUGCAUAUGGUUGCGUUCAUUUGAAGAGUUGAUGCAUGGCAUUGAACGAUUGUAUAUCUUUGUCAUCAUACCAUGCACAAAUUGAUGGCACAAAGACUUCAGCCAAGUCUCAAGGUCUAUUGAUCAUGUUUUCACUCAUUGCAAUUUGCAAGAACGUUCUCGCAGGAAAGUGAGCUUCAUAAUUUGGACAUGUUUAGAUAGAUAGUCUAGCUUGCGAGAACUCGCAGUGAAAUUUUUUUGCAAUUGAUGAAAAAGAAGUGCUUAUAAGGUAUAAUUCAAACUUGACAAUCAAGCGAAGCAGAGCAUUUUGCGAGGCAAAAAAUGUAAAUUCGGGUCACAGAAUAGUGGGAUAAAAUUUUGUAUGUCAUUUUCAUGACAGUGUGAAUAAUUAGGAGAGUGGUUUAAUUUUAUUGAGAUUUUUAAUAUAGUCUUGUUUAUACU
This is a messenger RNA of Dendronephthya gigantea, 3426 nucleotides long. Its product is annotated as importin-13-like. Gene Ontology annotation, biological process: protein import into nucleus. Gene Ontology annotation, molecular function: small GTPase binding. The transcript has 30 exons. The record is from RefSeq and is a predicted model, not a curated record. NCBI's taxonomy places the organism in Eukaryota, Metazoa, Cnidaria, Anthozoa, Malacalcyonacea, Nephtheidae. The coding region runs from base 78 to 2885 and encodes 935 amino acids. Gene Ontology annotation, cellular component: cytoplasm; nuclear membrane.